AUGGCGGCUGGCCCGUCCUGUUCUAAUGGAGCUGCCAAAUUCAUCGUAUUCGGCAACUCUGUUGUCUACAUUUUAGGCCCACUUAAGUAUGCUACUGUCUAUGGAUGUUCUGACACUACCAUUGUUCUUGGUGCUGUUGGUAAGGUGGUAAAAGUGGAGCAUUGUGAACGAGUGCAAAUUAUUGCAGCUUCGAAACGAAUUUGUAUUGCCAAUUGUCGUGAAUGUAUCUUUUACUUGGGAGUAAAUCACCCACCACUAAUUGUGGGGGACAACCAUAAAUUACAAGUUGCUCCAUUUAAUACUUAUUAUCCUCAACUGGGGGAGCAUUUGGCACAAGCUGGUGUGGAUCCUAAUGUCAACAAGUGGGACCAACCUUUUGUAUUGGGAGUUGUGGAUCCACAUGAUUCAUUAUCUCAUCCUGCUGGGGUUUCUGAUGUCCAGUCCGAGUCUGCCACUUGUCUAGACCCAGAUCUAUUCACAAACUUUUUGAUUCCUAGUUGGUUUGAGGCACAAGGGCCUACCAAAUACAAUCCAUUUGCAUUACCUGAAGUUUAUUGGGCAUCCCAAAGGAAAAAGCAUGCUUCUCUGGAAGAUAUUCAAAAGAAUAUUCGGGAACUGGAGAUCGAUGAUAACCGGAAGAAAGAAUUGGCAUGUGCCCUUCAUGCUCAAUUCAAGGACUGGUUAUAUGCUUCAGGCAAUAUCCGCCAGCUUUACUCUUUGCAAAUUGAAUAAUGUGCAUCUGCAAGAUUGUGUAUCCUUCACCCAAGUUCCUUCAGCGGUUCAAUUCCUUUCCUUCAAAGUCGAAACGCUAAAUUCAAGCUGACUUUACGUUGACUGUGCUGGUUCCACAUGGUCUUUCAGCCUGUAGUGUUUGUCGAAGGAAGAAUGUAAAAAAUGUACCGCCUAUUUUUUUCUAAUUAUUUUUUAUCACUUCCCCUUUUCGUUGGUUGUACGAUUGGUGCAAAAGGCACUCAUCUUCGAUUUUGUUGGCUUCAUAUUUAUUUCCUUCAUAAGAUUUACUAAUAGUGGUUACUCAAUUCUGUCU
Molecule: messenger RNA, 1045 nt
Organism: Phragmites australis (common reed)
Lineage: Eukaryota; Viridiplantae; Streptophyta; Magnoliopsida; Poales; Poaceae
Exons: 7
Coding region: 1-732 (243 amino acids)
Source: RefSeq, a predicted model, not a curated record